Messenger RNA from Hydra vulgaris (swiftwater hydra), 1245 nucleotides. RefSeq lists its product as uncharacterized. The record is from RefSeq and is a predicted model, not a curated record. Lineage: Eukaryota; Metazoa; Cnidaria; Hydrozoa; Anthoathecata; Hydridae. Gene Ontology annotation, molecular function: zinc ion binding; nucleic acid binding.
AUGGAUCGAUUCAUGAAACCUGACAGACUUGGUAUAGAUCCAAACUCAGCAGAUGCAGCAAAAACAUACAACCAUUGGUUAAGAACAUUUAACAAUUUUGUAAGUACAGUAGAUAAUAACUUCAUUAAGCUUAAUCUCCUAAUAAACCAUAUUGAACCUAAUGUAUAUGAAUUCAUAUCAGAGUGUGAUGAUUUUGAACAAGCAACAAGUAUUCUCGAGUCUAUCUACAUAAAACCAAAGAAUGAAAUAUUUGCCAGACACAUUUUGUCAACACGGAAGCAAAAACCAAGUGAAACAAUAGAUCAAUUCCUCAAUGAACUUAAAAAUUUAUCUAAGGACUGUAAGUUCACUGCUGUUACAGCUGAGCAAUAUAAAUCUGAAAUGAUUCGCAAUGCGUUUAUAAAUGGCUUACUCUCCAAUAGUAUACGCCAACGUUUACUAGAAAACAAAAUAUUAGACCUUUCAUCAGCCUUUGACCAAGCUAGAUCUUUAGACGUGGCCCAACAAAACUCAAACUUAUACUCACAAUUGACUAUACCUACCUCUGCCUCUAUUCAGGAAAUCAAAUCACCUUUACAAAAACAGUCCAUGACUGAUAAUCACUUAGCUGCUACAGCAAAAUCAAAACAAUUGUGCUGGUUUUGUGGAAACAUAAGACAUCCACGUACUAAAUGUCCUGCUCGCGAAGCUAUCUGUCACAAAUGUAAAAAGAUUGGUCAUUUUGAAAAACUUUGCAGAUCAUCUAAUGUUUCUGCUGCUAUUCCUAAAAUUGAUGAUGAUUACUUCUGUGCCACCAUAUCAGCUUCAGCAAACUCUCUAUUCAGAGUUUGUCAUAACAUCAUUAUUAAUGAUAGAUAUAAAGCAGAAGCAUUAAUUGAUAGUGGAAGUACAAACAAAAGUUUUAUAAGCAACAAACUAGUGACUCUACUCCAUUUAAAUAUUAUUUAUGAACAGAGUGUAAUUGAAAUGGCAUCAGCUGCCUUAUCUGCAAAAUCAGAUGGAUAUUGUUAUGUCUCAAUAACUCUUCAAAACAAAAUCUAUAACAAAGUCAAGUUGCAUGUGCUGGAUAACUUAUGUGUAGAUGUUAUUCUUGGCACAGAUUUUCAAGAGUUGCAUGAAAGUAUUACCAUCAAGUAUGGUGGGAAAAGACCACCCAUAACAUUUGCUGCUUUAAUAACAAUGAAAACUGAACCUCCUGAAUUAUUUCCUAAUCUCACGCAAGAUUGUCGACCGAUUGCCACUUGA